AUGCCUUAUCCUGCAGUCAGUGUGUACUGUAAUGUUCUUAUCCAACUUAGACGAGAGAGCCCCAGAAAUAAAGUCAUCUUCAGAAAGCCCUCAGGACUGAUCCUUCUCCUUGGCUCCCCACAGGACAUUACGAAGCCCUCAGAGGCAGCACGUCGCUGCUCCGGCCUGGCUCGGCGGGUGUUCACGAUUACAUUCGCACUGCUCAUCCUGGGCCUCAUGACCUGGGCCUACGCCGCCGGCGUCCCUCUAGCCUCGGAUCACUACGGCCUCCUGGCCUUCGGCCUCUACGGGGCCUUCCUCAGCGCGCAUUUGGUGGCGCAGAGCCUUUUCGCUUACCUGGAGCACCGGAGGGUGGCAGCGGCGGCGCGGCGCGCCUCAGAGAAGGGACUCCCGGAUGAGGCCACCGCACGCAGCGUGGCGCUCACCAUCUCUGCCUACCAGGAGGACCCCGCGUACCUGCGCCAGUGCCUGACCUCGGCGCGGGCUCUGCUGUACCCGCGCGCGCGGCUGCGCGUCCUCAUGGUGGUGGACGGCAACCGCGAGGAGGAUCUGUACAUGGUAGACAUGUUCCGAGAAGUCUUCGCCGAUGAGGACCCCGCCACCUACGUGUGGGACGGCAACUAUCAUCAGCCCUGGGAACCGGCAGAGGGGGCGGGUGCAAUGGGUGCCGGUGCCUACCGCGAAGUGGAGGCGGAGGACCCCGGGCGGCUGGCGGUGGAGGCUUUGGUGAGGACGCGCAGAUGCGUUUGCGUGGCGCAGCGCUGGGGCGGCAAGCGCGAGGUCAUGUACACGGCCUUCAAGGCUCUGGGAGACUCCGUGGACUACGUGCAGGUCUGUGACUCAGACACAAGGCUAGACCCCAUGGCACUGCUGGAGCUUGUGAGAGUGCUGGAUGCAGAUCCCCGGGUAGGGGCUGUUGGGGGUGAUGUGCGGAUCCUUAACCCUCUGGAUUCCUGGGUCAGCUUCUUGAGCAGCCUGCGAUACUGGGUAGCCUUCAAUGUGGAGAGAGCUUGUCAGAGCUACUUCCACUGUGUGUCCUGCAUCAGUGGUCCUCUGGGCCUGUACAGGAACAAUCUCCUGCAGCAGUUCCUGGAAGCCUGGUACAACCAGAAGUUCCUGGGCACCCACUGCACUUUCGGGGAUGACAGGCACCUCACCAACCGCAUGCUCAGCAUGGGUUACGCUACCAAGUACACUUCGCGCUCCAGAUGCUACUCAGAGACGCCCUCCUCCUUCCUGCGCUGGCUGAGUCAACAGACCCGCUGGUCCAAGUCUUAUUUCCGCGAGUGGCUAUACAACGCCUUAUGGUGGCACCGCCACCAUGCGUGGAUGACCUAUGAAGCAGUGGUCUCCGGCCUCUUCCCUUUCUUCGUGGCUGCCACAGUGCUGCGGCUCUUCUAUGCUGGGCGUCCAUGGGCCCUGCUCUGGGUGCUGUUGUGCGUACAGGGCGUUGCGCUGGCUAAGGCGGCCUUUGCAGCCUGGCUGCGAGGCUGCCUGCGCAUGGUGCUGCUGUCACUCUACGCACCACUCUACAUGUGUGGCCUGCUGCCCGCCAAGUUCCUGGCACUGGUCACCAUGAAUCAGAGUGGCUGGGGCACCUCAGGCAGGAAGAAGCUGGCUGCUAACUAUGUCCCGGUGCUACCCCUAGCACUCUGGGCUCUGUUACUGCUUGGAGGCCUGAUCCGCAGUGUGGCCCAGGAAGCUCAGGCCGACUGGAGUGGCCCAUCCCGGGCAGCCGAGGCCUACCACCUCGCUGCUGGAGCAGGUGCCUAUGUGGCCUACUGGGUGGUAAUGCUGACUCUCUAUUGGGUGGUUGUGCGGAGGCUCUGCAGGCGUCGCAGCGGUGGCUACCAUGUUCAGGUGUGAAUCUGGUGAUGGACAUGCUCACAGAGGACUGUGGGGGGAGCAAGAGGAGUCCUGCAGGGUAGCUGCAGGAGCCAUGAAGUCCAUGGGGACUCCCUGGCCUCAGUUUCCCUUCUUGAAGUGAGAGUGUCAUCCAAGAUUCUUGGAAUGCAUUCUUGGAAUACAUUCAAUGAACUGUAUUGGACCUCAAGACUUCUGGGUCUCGGGGGAGGGGUAAUUUAUUGAUCAGGGUGUGGGUUUGUAGGACCAGGACCAGAAGGUCCCUGCAUUCUUUCUGUUUUUAUUUAAUGUGUUUGUACUGUGAUUAAGAUAUAAUAAAUUUUUUAUUUAUUUUCUUCCAAGAAA
Messenger RNA from Microtus ochrogaster (prairie vole), 2208 nucleotides. RefSeq names its product hyaluronan synthase 1 (gene Has1). Gene Ontology annotation, biological process: hyaluronan biosynthetic process; polysaccharide biosynthetic process; extracellular matrix assembly. The transcript has 5 exons. Gene Ontology annotation, cellular component: plasma membrane. The coding region runs from base 1 to 1866 and encodes 621 amino acids. NCBI's taxonomy places the organism in Eukaryota, Metazoa, Chordata, Mammalia, Rodentia, Cricetidae. The record is from RefSeq and is a predicted model, not a curated record. Gene Ontology annotation, molecular function: hyaluronan synthase activity.